Molecule: messenger RNA, 2230 nt
Organism: Limulus polyphemus (Atlantic horseshoe crab)
Lineage: Eukaryota; Metazoa; Arthropoda; Merostomata; Xiphosura; Limulidae
Product: chordin-like protein 1
Exons: 11
Coding region: 265-1332 (355 amino acids)
Molecular function (GO): protein binding
Source: RefSeq, a predicted model, not a curated record
GAAUACUAUUUGACGCUCGUGGCCCACAAAACCAAUACAGAUCUCGUGGCCCAGUCUACAUUGGCUGUAGUCUCUAUGUAGAUGACGAAGUCGAAACAAAGAAAAUGGUGGACAGAGACUGAAGCUACAAAAUAUAGAGUUAAAGAAGGAUUGAAAAUUAAAACUCGUGAUUGUGAAUCAUACUGAACGAAAGUUAAUGACUGAAUUUAAAAACAGAAAAAUACCAGAAUAUCAACUUCUCUGCUAACUGAGUAAAGAAACGUAAUGUAUUUUCGAAACGAACUACGUCAUCACGUGAGUUACUUCCUGGUUAUUUGUCUCUGCAGUGUCGCCGUUUACUCAGGUGCCAAGAACCGUAAGCAGAUGAUGUGUAGUUUCUCAGGUAAGUCGUACAGCCGUGGGGACAACUGGUAUCACCUGGCGGAUAAUCCCAAAGGACCAAUUUGUCUAGCUUGCCAUUGUCAUGAGAAUGGCCAAGUCAACUGCACUACAAACAAGUGUGGAACAGAACUAUGUUCUUAUGAGGAUAAUAUCGAUGAAAAAUGUUGUAAAAAAUGUACUGCAGACAUGGAGACUGAAGACGCCGGCACUCACGAACAUAUGCUUGGGACGUUCACUUUCACAAACAAAAGAGGCAACUCAAGAAAUGAUUGUUUAUCUGGAGGUCAGAUCUAUUCUCAGGGCGCCACGUGGCACCCUGUGAUUGGCCCGCUUGGACGAAUGGACUGCGUUGUAUGCAAAUGUCAGCUAGGUAAAGUGGUAUGUAGUCGACUGAGCUGUAAAGAAACCAAAACCUCUUUAUGUGCUAAAGUAACUCAUGUCCUAGGACACUGUUGUCCUAUUUGUGUUAGUGAAGAAACUGAGAUCCCAAAAGAAACACCCAGUUUUAAAGAAGUACAGAAGCAAAAUCCUCUUGUCAAUAAGACGUCAGAGAAGAAUUGCAUUCCAAGACAAAUGGAUACCCUCGUCUUUAGAAGCCAAGGUAUCAACCAACUCAGUGGCUACUACCAAUAUGCAUUUCGGACAGUGAAUAACCAUAGGUUUAUCCGGUUAUUGUUCUGGAUGGUUAAAGCUGAGAAAAUGACGGAUUUUUCUGAGCAGCACCUUUCAAAGAGCGAAUUUGGUGUUUUGAAAACUAAGUUUACAUUUACACUUCUGGGAGCCACCAAAACAAAGUUGAUGGACAGGUUCAUCAAGAAAUCCAAGAAGUUGGCAGGUCGUUGCACAAGCAGUUGCCACGGCGAAAUAGCAAGAAUGGAAAAUGUUCUCCGUCUUAAAGAAAUUUCUCGAAAACCUCGGUGUUCAAAGCGGGAAAAACCUUUCGAAAUGUAAAUUCUGUUGCACCUAAUCGAUGUUUUUAUAAUUCACUUAAGCAGUAAAAAUAAGCUUUUCACUUACGAAAAGACUGCCUAGAUUUAACUUAAGAGUUUAACUCAAAAAAUAACAAGAAUGUGACCCAAUUAUGUUUAGCCUCCAGCCAUCACCUAGACAUCUUGACCGUAAAAGAACCACUCAUUAGUAAUAAUGCACGUUAAGCACGUAGCACAAUUACAACACUAAUCAGCACACUCAUUAAUUAUCCUCUGCUAUGCUCUAAAUAUCUGUGGCACUUAAAUUUGUCAGAUAUUUCAGAUUAAGUGGUAACGAAAUGUUAUUAUUGGUUUGUAAAUUCAAACUCAACAAUUUUAACACACACACACACACAAAAUUAAAGCUUACAGAAUUGUAAAACAUCAAAUAAAAUUACAACUUUUACAUUCACUUUCCAUACAAAAUUUGUUGCUUUUUUGUGUAUUGUUAAAAGUAACUACUCUCAACUUAAAACAAAUUCUAUGAAAAUCUAAGUUUAAGAUUACCAAGCACAAAUCCUCAAUAAUGAUACGUAAGCUGCAUCCGGGGCCAAACUGCAAGAGAAUUGUAAGUGUAGGAUAAAUAUCCUUGGGUUGCUUAUGUGACGUACGUUGUUCUGAUAACAGGAGUUGGAGUAAUGUUACUGUGAAGGUUCAUACAAUUGUCGUAGAAAGUUUUACUACCUUGAUUGCUUUGCGCAGAGUAAAAUAAAACUAUUGUGAAUUAGGAUAACUAUUUACUAGUGCCAGUGGAGAAACAAAUGCUGUGUAACUUAAUGCAGUUGGUUCAGAUUGAAUAAGUUAUCAUUAGUUUUCUUAUAAUUUAAAAUCAGAAUAUUUAUUAUAAAAAUUGUCUAUCAUAAAUGGUUUGUUUGUUGUUG